Molecule: messenger RNA, 1320 nt
Organism: Penicillium macrosclerotiorum
Lineage: Eukaryota; Fungi; Ascomycota; Eurotiomycetes; Eurotiales; Aspergillaceae
Exons: 6
Coding region: 1-1320 (439 amino acids)
Molecular function (GO): iron ion binding; oxidoreductase activity, acting on paired donors, with incorporation or reduction of molecular oxygen; monooxygenase activity
Source: RefSeq, a predicted model, not a curated record
AUGACGACUGCCGUUCCCUUUGCUCCGAUCAUGGCUUUUCCGCGAGUAAUCGGGGCCUGUUUUGUCCUUGGCCUGUCGUAUGUCUUCUACCGCCUGCUUUCCGUGGGGAAGAGGGAUAGUCGCCUCCCUCCCGGGCCUCCCACGGUCCCCAUUUUAGGAAACGUUCAUCUCAUUCCACGGGCCGGGAUCGGUCUCAAGUUUAAGGAAUGGGCAAAACAGUACGGCCCAAUUUACUCCUUGAAGGUCUUUAAUUCGACCAUGAUCGUCUUAUCAGACCCUGAAAUCGUGGCGAAUCUGGUGGAUAAAAAGGGCGCUAUCUAUGCCGAGCGGCCGCCAAAUGCAGUGGUCAAUUAUCUUACAGACGGCCACUUCUUUCCGUUCGAAAAAGGUCAAUCCUGGAAAUUGAAGCGCGCUAUCGCUGUGCGCUACCUCAGUCCGCAGCGACUGGAUUCUCAUCAUUUUCGUAUUCAAGAGGCCGAAUCGGCGCUGUUGAUGAACAAUUUACUCGACUAUCCCGAGCCGAUUUUCGAGUACCUUCGGCUGUAUACCUGUUCAGUGGUAAAUACCCUGGUCUACGGGCAGAGAAUCAAAGACCUGGAUUCGUGGUGGUACCAAGGAUUCUACAAAGUAAUGGACGGCUUUAGUGACUUGCUUGAACCAGGCGCCGUCCCUCCCUUCGAUGACUUCCCAGUGCUAUGGUAUACUCCAGGAAAAUGGCAGAGUGGCCUAAAGCAGACCAGACAGGACCGCCAUGAGCACUGGACGAGAGCACGGGACACUGUCGACCGUCGACGAGCCAAGGGAGACAAGCGUGAUUGCCUGAUUGACGAGCAGCUCGAUGAACGAGAUGGCAAGGACUGGGCCUAUCCGGAGGUCGCGUUCAACUAUCUGUUCGGAGAAAUUGUAGAAGGCGGAGCCGAUACAACGGCGAAGCAGAUCUUCACGAUUCUGCUGGCAUUGGCAAAGAAUCCCGACUGCCAAAAGAAAGCACAGAUGGAAAUCGACCGAGUGUGUGGCAUGGACCGUGGACCCCAGUUCUUGGAUUUCGAUGAUCUUCCGUAUGUCAAUUGCAUCGUCAAAGAAGCGUUUCGCUGGCGGCCAACCGCACCUACUGGAUUGCCCCGUAUGGCCAACCAAGAUGACGAAUACAAUGGAUAUCUCAUUCCCAAGGGCAGUACUGUGUUUUUGGGGAUCUGGGCGAUUCACCACCAGGAAAAGCACUAUGUCGAUCAUGAAAAGUUCAACCCAGACCGUUACCUCAACCACCCCAAACUCGCCAAUGAAUACGCUUCUGCCGACUGGGAAGCCCGAGAUAAGUGA